This is a messenger RNA of Schistocerca piceifrons (Central American locust), 1313 nucleotides long. RefSeq names its product thymidylate synthase. The record is from RefSeq and is a predicted model, not a curated record. Gene Ontology annotation, cellular component: mitochondrion; cytosol. Bases 88 to 1095 code for a protein of 335 amino acids. Gene Ontology annotation, molecular function: thymidylate synthase activity. The transcript is spliced from 4 exons. Lineage: Eukaryota; Metazoa; Arthropoda; Insecta; Orthoptera; Acrididae. Gene Ontology annotation, biological process: dTMP biosynthetic process.
UCAGAUUUUGAAGUUUGGCGCCGGCGGUACGAGAAGCAGCCUGUGCAUGUUGCGACUUGUUGUUCGCUGUUGUGUUAGUUUGUAAUCAUGAGUGAAACUGUGUGUUGCACCUUGCAGAAUGGUAGCCCAAGCAAGAAAGAAACAGCAGGGAAACAUAACAUUGCAUUGAAAAAUGUGGCUGAAAAUGGAACUGAUGUGCCAUUCGAGAACACAAAUGGUGCCCUUCCUGUUCAUGAAGAGUAUCAGUACCUCAAACACAUUGAAGAAAUAAUUUUGCAUGGGAACAAGAAGAGUGAUAGGACUGGUGUUGGAACAUUGUCACUUUUUGGAGCUCAAAUGCGAUAUUCAUUGAGAGAAGGUGUUUUCCCACUAUUCACCACCAAAAGAGUGUUCUGGAGGGCUGUUGUCGAAGAGCUCUUGUGGUUCAUACGUGGAUCAACCAAUGCUAAAGAAUUACAAGCCAAGGGAAUAAAUAUUUGGAAUGGAAAUAGCUCAAGGGAAUUUCUCGACAGUUUAGGAUUUUAUGACAGAGAAGAAGGUGACCUGGGUCCAGUAUAUGGUUUUCAGUGGCGCCACUUUGGGGCAGACUAUGAAGGACCACAUGCAAACUAUGAAGGCAAAGGUGUUGAUCAACUGCAGCAAGUGAUAAACAUGCUACGUUCAAAUCCAGAUGACCGCCGUAUUAUCAUGAGUGCAUGGAACCCCGCAGACUUGGGCUUAAUGGCACUGCCUCCUUGCCAUUGCUUGGUCCAGUUUUAUGUAGCAAAUGGGGAGUUGUCAUGUCAGCUGUAUCAGAGGUCAGCAGAUAUAGGACUUGGGGUGCCAUUUAAUGUUGCCAGCUAUGCUCUGUUGACAUGCAUGUUAGCAGCUGUCACCAACUUGAAGCCCGGUGAGUUUAUACACACUACUGGUGAUACUCAUGUCUACUUGAGCCACAUUGAGGCACUGAAAGUGCAGAUAAAGCGUGAGCCUCGUCCUUUCCCUAAGCUGGUAAUAAAACGUGAAGUCGCCAACAUUGAAGAAUUCAAGCUAGAAGAUUUUGAGCUUCAGAAUUAUAAUCCUCAUCCCAAAAUUGAGAUGGAAAUGGCAGUGUAGAAAGUCAGCUCAGCUUUCUAAUAUUAGAUUCUUCAGUAUUUUAAUCUUUCCAGUGCAAGAACCAAAUAUUGUGGAAAUUUUAUACAUAUGUUUGUGAUAAUUAUAAUUUUUAAUUGUAUUAAGUGUUAUUUGUAGAAACAAUAUAUUUUAAGAUUUUGCGUACACUGUUUUACUGAAAAUAAAAAUAAAUAUAUAAUAAAUACACAUUUUCAUUUUGA